Alosa alosa (allis shad) is the source of this 6525-nucleotide messenger RNA. RefSeq names its product myosin VIa (gene myo6a). The record is from RefSeq and is a predicted model, not a curated record. Gene Ontology annotation, cellular component: actin cytoskeleton; cytoplasm; ruffle. Lineage: Eukaryota; Metazoa; Chordata; Actinopteri; Clupeiformes; Clupeidae. Gene Ontology annotation, molecular function: microfilament motor activity; actin filament binding; ATP binding. The transcript is spliced from 34 exons. Bases 175 to 4080 code for a protein of 1301 amino acids. Gene Ontology annotation, biological process: actin filament organization; inner ear morphogenesis; endocytosis.
CUGGACUUCAUUCUGUGGAGGGAGUCGGAGGCUGCUGCAGGAAGCGAAGCUCAGGAGAUCACAGCCUGGAUAAGCUACACCGGGGACCGCUGUGGGAAGUUGCAUUUUUGUACAUAUAAACACAAGACGGGCAACACAGAUUGAUUCGUAUUCUAGAGCCUGUAGCGCUGUGCAAUGGAGGAUGGGAAGCCGGUGUGGGCCCCACACCCGAUCGAAGGGUUCCAGUUGGGCACCAUCGUUGACAUCGGAGCGGACAGCCUGACCAUCGAACCUCUGAAGCAGAAGGGAAAGUCCUUUCUGGCUCCAGUCAACCAGGUGUUCCCAGCUGAGGAUGACCCAAACAAACAUGUCGAGGACAACUGUUCGUUGAUGUACUUGAAUGAAGCCACACUCCUGAACAAUGUCCGUGUGCGCUACAGUAAAGACAGAAUCUAUACGUACGUGGCUAACAUCCUGAUAGCAGUGAACCCGUACGUUGACCUCCCCAAGCUGUACUCUCCAGAGACCAUCCAGCAGUACCGAGGCCGGUCGCUGGGCACCCUUCCUCCCCAUGUCUACGCUAUCGCGGACAAAGCUUACCGGGACAUGAAGGUGCUGAAGAUGAGCCAGUCCAUCAUUGUGUCAGGAGAAUCAGGGGCUGGAAAGACUGAGAACACCAAAUUUGUGCUGCGGUACCUCACCACGUCCUAUGGAACAGGUCAAGACAUUGAUGAAAGAAUAGUAGAAGCCAACCCCUUGUUGGAAGCUUUUGGAAAUGCCAAGACGGUCAGAAACAACAAUAGCAGUCGCUUUGGGAAGUUUGUAGAAAUCCACUUUAACGAAAAGAAUGCAGUGGUGGGCGGCUUUGUGUCGCACUACUUGCUGGAGAAGUCCCGCAUCACGCGGCAGGGCCAGGAGGAGCGCAACUACCACAUCUUCUACCGGCUCUGUGCUGGGGCCCCCGAGGACAUCCGGCAGAAAUUCUACCUCGGCUCUCCAGACACCUACAGGUAUUUGAAUCGUGGAUGCACUCGCUACUUCGCCAACAAGGAAACCGACAAACAGAUCCUUCAGAACCGCAAGAGCCCUGAGCACAUGAAGGCGGGCCCACUGAAGGACCCUCUGCUGGAUGACCAGGGUGACUUCACCCGGAUGUCGGUGGCCAUGAAGAAAAUCGGUCUGGACGACACGGAGAAGCUGGACUUGUUCCGCGUGGUGGCCGGCGUUCUGCACCUGGGCAACGUGGACUUUGAGGAAGCGGGCAGCACCUCCGGCGGCUGCAUCAUCAAGAACCAGUCGAGCAAGCCGCUGGAGCACUGCGCUGAGCUGUUGGGCCUGGACGAGCAGGACCUGCGGGUCAGCCUCACCUCCCGGGUCAUGCUCACGUCAGCAGGGGGCGCCAAAGGCGCCAUCAAGGUGCCCCUGAAGGUGGAGCAGGCGAACAACGCCCGCGACGCGCUGGCCAAGGCCGUGUACAGCCGUCUCUUCGACCACGUGGUGACGCGCGUCAACCAGUGUUUCCCCUUCGACUCCUCGGCCAACUUCAUUGGGGUGCUGGACAUCGCCGGUUUCGAGUACUUUGAGCACAACAGCUUUGAACAGUUCUGCAUCAACUACUGCAAUGAGAAGCUGCAGCAGUUCUUCAACGAGCGCAUCUUAAAGGAGGAACAAGAGCUCUAUCAGAAAGAGGGGCUAGGAGUGAACGAGGUCCACUAUGUCGACAAUCAGGACUGCAUUGACCUUGUGGAGGCCAAGUUGGUUGGCAUUCUGGACAUUCUGGAUGAAGAGAACCGUCUACCUCAACCCAGCGACCAGCACUUUGCGGAGAUGGUGCACAGCAAGCACAAGGACCACUUCCGUCUGACUGUACCCAGGAAGUCCAAGCUGGCUGUGCACAGAAAUGUCCGUGAUGAUGAAGGCUUCAUCGUCAGGCAUUUUGCUGGAGCUGUCUGCUAUGAAACGACCAAGUUCGUGGAGAAGAACAACGACGCGCUGCACAUGUCUUUGGAGGUACUGGUCAGCGAAUCCAAAGACCGCUUUGUGAGUGAGCUCUUCGAGAACUCCAACAACUCCAAGGACUCCAAGCAGAAGGCUGGCAAGCUCAGCUUCAUCAGCGUGGGCAACAAAUUCAAGACCCAGCUGAAUAUCUUACUGGACAAGCUGCGCAGCACUGGUUCCAGCUUUAUUCGCUGUGUCAAGCCCAACCUGAAGAUGGUGAGCCACCAGUUCGAAGGUGCCCAGAUCCUGUCCCAGCUGCAGUGCUCCGGGAUGGUGUCCGUGCUGGACCUGAUGCAGGGCGGCUUCCCCUCCCGUGCUCCCUUCCACGAGCUCUACAACAUGUACAAGCAGUACAUGCCAGCCAAGCUGACGCGCCUCGACCCGAGACUCUUCUGCAAGGCUCUGUUCAAAGCCCUCGGUCUUAACGAGAAGGACUACAAGUUUGGGCUGACCAAAGUUUUCUUCCGACCUGGAAAGUUUUCGGAGUUCGAUCAGAUCAUGAAGUCAGACCCGGACCACCUGGCGGAGCUGGUGAAGCAAGUCAACAAGUGGCUCAUCUGCAGCCGCUGGAAGAAGGUCCAGUGGUGCGCGCUGUCCGUCAUCAAACUUCGGUCUAUGGUGCUCAUUAGUCAGUGCUCCCAGCAGGAUUUUGUUCAAACUGAAUUUGUGACUAAUGUGUGUGUGUGUGUGUGUGUGUGUGUGUGUGUGUGUGUGUGUAGGAUCGAUGGGCUGGUUAAGGUGCGUAAUCUGAAGACGAGGAUGGACAAGUUUAACGAGGUGGUGGCCGGUCUGAAGGAGGGACAGCAGGAGAUGCUCAAACAGAUCCAGGACCUGGACGCCUCCAUCGACACCCUCAUGAUCAAGAUCAAGAGCACGGUGAUGACGCGCAUCGAGAUCGACCACGAGCACCAGGCGCUGGUGACGCGCUCGCAGCAGCUGCUCAGCGCCAUGCAGAAGAAGAAGCAGGAGGAGGAGGAACGCGCGCGCCUCCUGCGCAUCCAGGAGGAGAUGGAGCGCGAGCGCAAGAGGAGGGAGGAGGAGCAGCAGCGACGCAAACAGGAAGAGGAAGAACGCAAACUGAAAGCAGAGAUGGAGGUGAAGAGGAAGCAGGAGGAGGAGGAGCGAAAGAAGAGGGAGGAGGAGGAGAAGAGGCUGCAGGAGACGCUGCAGGAGGAGAUGGAGCGGCAGGUGGCGGCCGAGCGUGAGGAGGAGGCGGCUCGGCAGGCCAUUCUGGAGCAGGAGCGGCGUGACCGCGAGCUCGCCAUGAGGAUCGCCCAGAGCGAGGCCGAGCUCAUCCCCGAGGAGACGCAACUGGAUGCCGGGCUGCGCAGUAAUGGCUCAAGUGUUCCAUCAUCCCCAGAGCGAGUGAAUGUUCCUGCACAACCAAAGCUCAAGAGUUUGACCAUGGAAGAAAUGGCCAAGGAAAUGUCUGAUCUUCUCUCUCGGGGUCCCCAGGUGCAGGCCAACAAGGCUGCCGCCGCCAGCACCAAGAAGUACGAGCUGAGCAAAUGGAAGUACGCUGAGCUACGAGACGCCAUCAACACGUCCUGUGACAUUGAGCUGUUGGCUGCCUGCAGAGAAGAGUUCCAUCGCCGUCUGAAGGUAUAUCAUGCCUGGAAAUCAAAGAACAAGAAGCGCAAUGCAGAAGCUGAGCCGAGGGCUCCCAAGUCCGUCACAGAUUAUGCCCAGCAGAACCCUGCUCCACCAAUCCCGGCGCGGCAGCAUGAGAUCGCCAUGAACCGCCAGCAGCGCUACUUCCGUAUCCCCUUCAUCCGACCGGGCGAGCAGUACAAGGAUAUGCAGGGCAAGAAGAAGGGCUGGUGGUACGCCCACUUCGACGGCCCCUGGAUCGCCCGACAGAUGGAGCUGCACCCGGACAAGCAUCCUAUUCUGUUGGUGGCAGGUAAAGACGACAUGGAGAUGUGUGAGCUCAGUUUAGAGGAGACAGGUCUGACACGGAAGCGCGGAGCAGAGAUCCUGGCGCGGCAGUUUGAGGAGAUCUGGGAACGCUGUGGAGGCAUCCAGUAUCUACGGAGCGCCAUUGAGAGUCGGCAAGCAAGACCCACCUAUGCCACCGCCAUGCUGCAGAGCAUGCUCAAGUAGAGCUAUGCCUGCAAGAUAAACACACACCUAUAUAUACAAUACACUUAUGUAUAUGUAUAUUGUAUAUAUGCUAUAUAAGUAUAUAGCUAUAUACAUAUACAGUACACAACAGUCACACACAAACAUCAUACAGACAGACACGCACACAUAAAGGUCUCUUGCUAGAUCAAAGGGAAGAAUGCCGUUUCUAACAUAGCCAGGAUUCAGAAAUAAAUAAUGGUUUGACUGGUGGGCAUUCCCAGUCAAGAAAGGACUGUUUUUUUUUGUUGUUUUUUUUGUUUGUUUGUUUUUUGGUUAAUUUACUGUACGUGUUUUUAAUGUUGUUGGUCUUUUCAGCGUUCUGUUUGCAUCAUUUCGUUAAUUUCAUUUUGCAGUGAAACGGAUGCAGAGACGUACUUGCUGAUUAUUUCCGUCUUGUCAUGCAAACGUGACGCGCUCCUCAGUACGUCUACGACUUUGAACUACGAGGCCUUAACGACUAGUCACGACAGGGUAGUUGCUGGAGGUCGGCCGUUUUAGCGGCUCUUAACCUCCUCAAGUAGAAACGCAAUAUUACAGCAUCCCCCUCGUCCCACUCUCACGGCAACCCUCUGCAUCUGAAUACAGUCUGCAGCUCGUCUCCAGCAGACGUUUUAACUGGACUCGCUUACCGAUAAGCUGUUUACAUGUUCGCAUUUAUGUCUGAAGCGUAGCGCAGUAACGGCUCUGAACUAAGGGCCGUGAGUUUCAUAGGUGUAGACACGAUAAGCAUUCCAUUCUCUACCGCAGCACUUUCUGGCUUUAGCCUGUGCAGUGUGUGUGCAUCUGACUCCAACGGUUGAAGUAGUGCUCGUUGACCUGUGAACCUCCCGUCUGCUUCCUCCACUGCUUUGGCCUUACUGCGUAAACAUAUACUGUAUGUUUCGUUCAAAUUUUGCACAUAUUCUGUUAAGCAGUUAAUAAUAAUAAGGACGACGAUGAUUAUUAAUAAUAUUAAUGAUUACAAUAAUGCACUGAACAAGCAAUGGAUUCCGAUUCUCGUUUUUUCUUGUACAUUUGAACAAUGACCUCUGAAGAGAUUACACAUAGAGAGAUAUCCCAACAGGGUUUAGCGUCAUUAAAAAAAAAUACAAGACUAUAUAUUUUUCUGAGCAUCUUUUGUACCAACGGUCCCCAAACUAUUCUGAGUAGCGGCUUCUUUAAGGCUUCACCCCGAACUGAAUGUACAAGGCUUCGGCAUAUCUCCUUUCCCAUGAUGACAGGUCUAAUAAUAGCAACAGGCGAAUGAGCAAGAACAUCUUAGAUGGGAUUUUUUUAGUGACCUUUUUCUAAACUUCUCCUAGAAGCACCCAAGUCCUCUUUGCACUGAGUUCUGGCAAACAGGAUCUCUACACUGAAAUGCACUGUGGUCUUUUAUCUGCAAGCAAAGCACAUGCAUCUUCUUAUGGACCGCAUUCAAAAUAAUGUGACAUGUAAAAUCCAUCAUGGAUAUAUGUGAAAAAAUACCAUUCCUUAAUGUAAAACCAAUCAACAGUGAUGUGGGUGAUUUGGUGUAUGCAGUAACACACCUUGUUAGACCAAAUGUGUGUACAUGUCAAUGUGCUGUCACUGACCUAUGAUCGGUCAUUUGCAAAAAAAAAUGCAGUGUGUUUUUUUGUGUGUGAAUGGUGCAUGUCACUACAAACAUCACAGUGUACUCCCAAUCCCAAACUUAAAUAUUAUUAUGCAUUUCAUCCAAAUGCAAUUGCAUACAGUGCAUCCAUAAAUAUUUUAUAUACGAGUAUGACACAUGCAAAAAUGUCAUGUUUCUAUAGAAUUGUACAAAUGUAUUUUCGUGAUUUAAGGGUGUGGGCUUUUCACUAUGUUCCCUGUAAGACUCCAAAGUUCUUUUGUAUGUGCUGUAAAGAGUGCUCCCGAGGGAACGAUAGCUAAGAGAUACUUCAUGACCUUCCUCUCGCUCCUUCCUCAGACUGGAACUAGUGUCCUCAGGUAAGGCUGAUUGUGACUGCUUGGGUUUGCAGUAACCUUUCUGUUUCCUGCGUUAUUCCUUUCACUCGUUUGGUGAAUCGACUCUCGGGUCAGGUCGUGGCUACUCUUACCCAAAGUGUAAUGCGGAAAGCUGGCAGACUAAUGCCGCUGUGCGUUAAAGGGGUUUGGCAGCUCAGUGUCGUGACCCAGUGUCUCUCCAGCCUAGCUGUGGGCACAUCCCUAUCUGUCCUCUUGUGUACUAGACAAACGGCAGCCGAGAUCCCGAGUGAAGGACUUGUAUGUGACUUGAGCACUGAAGGUGUGACUGCUGUCGAUUCUACUGGGUUAGCUUAUGGGGUGCAGUAACUGAAGGGGCUUGUGAUAUGCACUGUAAACCCACUCGUCUUUCACAAUCAUCCUUGAUUCUGCCUUUUCACAGUCUUUUCUAAUUGUGAUCUCUAACCUUAUGAAAUAAAUGCAUUCCCUGUUUCACUUUAA